Messenger RNA from Spea bombifrons (plains spadefoot toad), 1418 nucleotides. It is a transcript of the gene ZNF830, whose product is annotated as zinc finger protein 830. Bases 59 to 1126 code for a protein of 355 amino acids. The transcript has 10 exons. The record is from RefSeq and is a predicted model, not a curated record. Gene Ontology annotation, cellular component: spliceosomal complex; nucleus. Gene Ontology annotation, biological process: nuclear DNA replication; mitotic DNA replication checkpoint signaling; mitotic DNA damage checkpoint signaling. Gene Ontology annotation, molecular function: zinc ion binding; nucleic acid binding. Lineage: Eukaryota; Metazoa; Chordata; Amphibia; Anura; Pelobatidae.
AGUGUUGGCGGAAGUCACGCGGUACGUGCCAAUAGAUGGUAAGGGCAGAUUUGGCAACAUGGCAGCCUCCGGGAAAAAGAAACAGAUUCAGCAAGAGGAAUUGAGGCGGCUGAUGAAAGCAAAGCAGCGGGAGAGCUCGGUCAAGAAAAGGAUAGAGUCUCCGUUUGCUAAAUACAACAGUCUCGGUCACUUGUCCUGUGCUGUUUGUAAUGUACACAUAAAGAAUGAAAUUCUGUGGCAAGCACACAUCCUUGGGAAGCAACAUAAAGAGAAAGUUGCAGAACUGAAAGGCACAAAGGCAAACACCAGCAGUUCAUCUGUCACAACAUCACAGCUUUCACAGCCUACUAAACGAAAAGGACUACAGCCCGAGAGAGAGGACAGUAAAAAACCUAAAGAUUCAGAAGAGCAGCCUCCUGCUUCAACAACAAAGCUUCCAACUGGGUUUUUUGAAGCAUCAGAGCAACCUUCUCACAAACAGACUGCUAUAAAAGCACCAGGUUUAAAAUUGCUAGCAGGAGAUUAUGAUGAUGACAGUGAAGAAGAAGCAAGCCAUGACAAAGAACCCUCUUCUGAACCAAAAAACACCGAAAUCCCACUACCUCCACCAACAGCAAGUGCUGACAGCCUGCCACCAGAUUUCUUUGACAAUAAAACGCCCGUGGUAUCACAUUCUGGAUCGAUUCUGAAGGCAGAGAUACAAGAGAAGGCAGUAGAAAGGAAAGAGAAUACAGCUGAAGCAUUGCCCGAGGGAUUCUUUGAUGACCCAGAAGUGGAUGCAAAGGUGCGGAAAGUUGAUGCUCCUAAAGAUCAGAUGGAUAAGGAAUGGGAAGAAUUUCAGAAGGAAAUACGCCAGGUUAAUACUGUUUCUGAAGCGAUUGUUGCUGAUGAAGAUGAGGAAGGCAGACUUGAUCGUCAGAUUGAUGAGAUUGAUGAACAAAUUGAGUGUUAUCGACGUAUCGAGCACCUGAGGAACCAGAAGGAUGGGUUGCAGGAAACAUUAAAGGACAUUAUGAUGUCGAAGGCCAACAAAUAUCAAGAUGGAGAUGAGGUCAGAAGUGAUGAUGAAGAAAUGCUGCCAAUGAUCCUUGCGCAGAACUGGCGUGAAAAGGGGGCCUUUCUUUAGUGUUCUUUCAUACUCCAUUCUAUUUAAUUGUAUUAAAGGGGAGGUCAAACAUCAGUUAACAGAUUGGUAUAUAUGGCAGGGACUUGUAAAUACAAAAUAACAUCAAUAAAUAAGACAUCAAAGCAUAUAUUUGCCUCAAUUAAACUUUCUUUAUUACCAACUUUUUUUUUUUGGUUUGCUUGCCUGUGUUUUCAGAGCUGUUGGAGAUAAUAGGUAUCAGUAUUUGUAAUAGUAUUUCAUUUUCUGUCCUCCUUUUUUCCUUAUGUCAAUAAAGUUGUAAUAUUUUCGUAUA